AUGUCAGGGCUAGGCCCGCUUCGCCGCUGGAAGCGCUUCUUCUCGGCGUUCGGUCACAUCGACGCCGCCAUCGAAGCUGCCCACCCGUCCAUCUCCCGCGACGAGUUCCGGUCAUUAAGGGGCAGAAUCGUCGAGAUGCUGUGCGACGCCGAAGACGACGACGAGAGAGCGGAGCAGCUCUGCUUGGCUCUCGCCGGCGCGAUGGCGGAGUCCCUCGUCACGCUGCUGGAGGUGCCCGUGUCGUCGAGGGCGCUGGCAUCCGGCGACCUUGCUAAGUCCGUCUCCACCCUUGGGCAGCACGAGUCGGCCCGGAUCCGCAGCCUCACGCGCGACGUCAUGCGCCGGUGGCAGUUAGCCGUCGAGAGCGAACUGGACAGCGCCAUAGCAGCUAUGGAGGCCCUUAACAACCUGUCUCGUCUAAUGCCGCCCGAGAAAGAGAGACUCGCCUUCGUCCUCAACACCAAUGUGCCCGUCACCACCGGCAAAGAUGAGACGCGAAUCAAAGACACGCCAGACAAAUUUCCAUCCAAGAGGAUUCCCGUCGCCACCGGCAAAGACGAGACGCAAAUCAAAGACACGCCGGCCAAAUUUCCAUCCAAGAGGACUCCCGUCGCUGGCAGUAGUUGCAGUGAAUCCGACAAGAUGCUGGUUACCAAGCGUAAGCUCCGAGAGGGUUACCAGGAGGCCAAGAACGCCAAGAGUCAGCGCAAGAUCCGCGUCAUCGAGGACCCCAUGAUGUUAGAACAGCCGAAGCAGAAGAAAAUGCAUCCCAUCACACCACGGGAGAGUAUCCGAGCAAGAUGUGGGAGCCUAACCACCGUGAGGCGUUCUCUGAUGCCUUCCUUCAUGGUUUAG
This is a messenger RNA of Miscanthus lutarioriparius, 855 nucleotides long. NCBI's taxonomy places the organism in Eukaryota, Viridiplantae, Streptophyta, Magnoliopsida, Poales, Poaceae. The record is from the annotation of a GenBank genome assembly.